GCAGUCCUACCUCCAUCACGUCCACUGAGGUAUGCAUUGGUCUACGGUCCACAUGCUCUGGAUGGUUUAUCCGCCAACCUUCGGUUCUGCCUAUACUCUCAGCCUCAAGUCCGCUAGAAAGCGCACCCAUUCCGAUACAAGUGCCAAGCUAACUUUCCAAAAACGUUUUUUUCUAAUAGGAUAUAAGCCACUAGCAGAAUCUGUUCAUCCCAUAUAACCUAGCACGAGCCAUGCAUUUCUCAUUCAUCCGAGUCAUCGCAGUCGUUGCAGCUUUGACAAGAAUUAUGCCUGUCAGCGCAGAUUGGUGUGCGCCCUUAGGCCACGCUUGUGGCCCCACCAGCCCGGAGCGCCUCGAUUGCUGCGUCGGUCCCCUUGUGUGUCCGCCUUUGCGCCUUGUACCAGUCCGGAAGUACCAUCGUGUACUGCCAGGAGAAGUCCGGAUGAGCUUGGCAAAUUUUAUACAAUUUUUCCUGACACCUCGACCGGACUCCCGAAUAAAUUACUGUAGCGUUGAUAGAAGACCUCGGGCUCAGGCCACAUGUCAUUCAACUUGUAUACAGUAAAAGUAGAAGAAAAUCGGUGUCUUCAGCCGACAUUGAAGUAGGUGUACGUGACAUUGACGAUCAUUCGAAAGAAGGGGCUGGUGUCGAGGCAUUGGAACAAGAACUAAAGAACAAGCCUCAGCGUCGUGAAGAGAACCACCAGUACUAGUGAGGUACAAAUAGC
Suillus plorans is the source of this 726-nucleotide messenger RNA. RefSeq lists its product as uncharacterized. The record is from RefSeq and is a predicted model, not a curated record. The transcript has 3 exons. NCBI's taxonomy places the organism in Eukaryota, Fungi, Basidiomycota, Agaricomycetes, Boletales, Suillaceae. The coding region runs from base 231 to 563 and encodes 110 amino acids.